This is a messenger RNA of Pungitius pungitius (ninespine stickleback), 1550 nucleotides long. It is a transcript of the gene mrpl40, whose product is annotated as mitochondrial ribosomal protein L40. Bases 123 to 734 code for a protein of 203 amino acids. The record is from RefSeq and is a predicted model, not a curated record. Lineage: Eukaryota; Metazoa; Chordata; Actinopteri; Perciformes; Gasterosteidae. Gene Ontology annotation, cellular component: mitochondrial large ribosomal subunit; mitochondrial ribosome. The transcript has 5 exons.
GACGUCAUCUUCUCGCGCCACGUCUGUCGCACAGCAUCCUUGAGGGGCAGGCGCAGCCAAUACAUUUGAACAUUUUCGACGCAGAGUAUGCGAAUGAAGUGAAACAUCGCACAAGUAGAAGCAUGUCUGGGGCUUUAUCGCGCUGUCUCGGCAGGGUUCUGUCUCGUCAGAGCCCUCCGUCAAGCUUCCUGUUGGGAGAACGUCAUCGUGCUGUUCAGAGUCUUUGGUUUGCACCAAUGAGGACACUGAAGAUAUCUGCUCCGUUGAGAGCGGAGCCCAAGAAGAAGAAGAAAGUGGACCCAAGAAGGGAGCAGAUGCUGAAGGAGAGGAUGAGGAAAAAGCUGAGGAAGCUGGAGAAGGUUGCACCUGAGCUCAUCCCCAUAGAGGACCUCAUCACUCCGGCCAAAUUCUUGGAUGAAACAAGGGAACGUUCUAAACCAAGGCUGUCAUUUGAAGACAGUGAGGGUCGCGCCCUGCUGCUGAAAGAGUGGUGUCGAUACAAACAGGAGCAGCACAUGGCUGAAGUGCGGGCUGUUGAGCUCGUUCUCGAAGCACAGAGGGAGGCGCUGGAGGAGCUGAAGUUAGAGUCGGAGGAGCUGUACCAGGCGGCGCUGAAACCAGACCCCCUCAUGUUUCCUUUCACUCACAAAGGUCCUGUCUACACGCCGCCAAAGAGCAAGUAUGAAGCUCCUGAUGGAAAAUACAAUGACAUUACUAAAGUGUACACACAGUGAUAGACAGGGCUGUGUGUAUUCAUUGUCCUUGUUUGUACAUGAUUACCAGACACAUGCCUUCAUGUGGAAGGACAUGUUUUUUUUCUUUACUUGAUUUCUACCCUCGUCACGGUUUCAUAUUUGUUUCAAAUUCAUGGAAAUUGUACAUUGUUGUUUAUUUUCUCCACAUUCUAGUCUUUGUAUAAAACAAUGCAAGAAACUGAAAAUAAAUUAUGCUUUUGAGAAAUGUUGACAGGCUUAUUAGGGACUACUCUCCUGUUGACUUUAAAGGUGGCAUUUAGUGCUGCAUUGAAUGUAAAUAUCAGUCUUAUACAGGUUCAUUACUUUAAUGAAAUAUAUUUAAUCCAAAUGUAUCCGUUGCAUUAUUUGAGCCAAUAUUCCUAUUUUCUAACACUUAGAACACAGGAAAAAACAGUUAAUCUUCACACUGAUCUACAGCAGGUCUGAAUCCAGUUGGCGUUUGAGCUUUAACAUUAGCAUUGGAAAAUGAACCUUUUUGGCACAUGUUGCAACAGCAAUGCGUUUAGCGAUCCUCUUGUAAUUUGCUGGUGGAUAUUUGCUCAUCAGUAAAUGUGUUAGUGUUCUCACACAGUUCAACACAGCAAUAAGUGACUAGUGUCUCUGUCAGGUGGUUACAUUGACGGUUUAUGAGUCCUGGGGCUUGUCCUGGUUUAGUGGCAUGUGCCAGUCUCUGGGUGGCUCUUUCCUCAGUGUCCACACAGGGGUGAAGUUACUCUGCUCUGCCACUCUGUUCCGCUCACUUGUCUGCAAAGCUUUCUGCAAUAGAAAUACAAAUAAAACUGAUUGGAAAUGUAA